Phytophthora infestans T30-4 is the source of this 372-nucleotide messenger RNA. RefSeq lists its product as uncharacterized. The record is from RefSeq and is a predicted model, not a curated record. Lineage: Eukaryota; Oomycota; Peronosporomycetes; Peronosporales; Peronosporaceae. The transcript has 4 exons. Bases 1 to 372 code for a protein of 123 amino acids.
AUGAACACUUGCGUUACGGUCAGUUGUGAUGAGCCCUCAGACGCUCAGAAAAAGAAGUUCCUAAAGACAUUGAAAGUAUCAUUCACUACUUCUCAAGCUGCUCAAGCUGGUAAGGGAGUAUCAAUUGUAUUUUCACCAGGUGAAAUCGCUGCUUCACUAAAUACGCUCUUACGGGCAUGGCCUUGGUUGAAAGAGAAUAUAUGGCCAGUUAUUAAGCCAUUUGUAUCGGGAGCUGUUGAUACAGGCGCUCAAGCCCUAGGAGCAUAUACUUGGCAUCCAGCUUUAGUUAAUGCUGCUCGAUCGCCUGAGAUGAAAGCUAAGAUGGCUAAACUACGUUUUAUGCGAAAGAGUGGAGGAAGUUUUAAAUUAUAA